GUUCUGUAUACAUUUAAAAUUAAUGAACUUAAAACAGAAAAAAAGAGAAAAGAAAAAGUAUUAAAGAUAUUGAAUUGCAAUGUUUGGUGCAAAAACUCCUUUUGGUGGUGGGGGUUUUGGGUCUACUACCACAAAUGCAUUUGGAACUCAACAAACACCAUCAUUUGGAACAGGAUUAUUUGGUAACAAAACUCCAAGUGCUGGUGCAUUCGGAACACCUAGUUUUGGUACGCCUUCAUCUGGAGGUUUAUUUGGUGGUACUAGUAGUGGAUCAAACAUCUUUGGUGCAAAACCUGCACAGUCUGGUUUUGGAUUUGGUGCUACUGGAACUUCUAGUGGUGGUUUGUUUGGUGCUAGUACAGGAUCCAGUCUAUUCCAAAACACUCCACAAACCAGCAAUGCCUUUGGUAAGACAUCUGGAAUUUCUGGCUUUGGUAGUAGUAAUAGUGCAUUUGGUGCAACGUCUGGAUCAUCAUUAUUUGGUGGAGGUACUUCAACAUCUUCCAACAUGUUUGGUGGUACCACUGCCUUUGGACAACCAUCUUCAGGUACUACUACAAAAUUUGUGCCAGUAACAAGCACAGAAAGCACACAAAAAAGUGGUGUCUCAAUGACUGUAAAAACUCAGAAUCAGUGCAUAACAAUCAUGGAUGCUUAUAAAGAUAAAUCUGUUGAGGAACUGCGGCUGGAAGACUAUGCUGCUGGAAGAAAGGGUAGCGCUGGCUCAACAUUUGGUGCUAGUACUGGUUUGUUUAGCAACACUAGUGCUAGUACAGGAACAUCAAUAUUUGGAAAUACAGCUAAAUUUGGUCAAAAUACUAGUACAGGGCUAUUUGGAAAUACAUCAAGUGGAGGCUUGUUUGGUGCUAAAACAACUUCCUCUAUAUUUGGAUCAAUUCCGACUACUAGUACUAGUGGGAUAGGUGGUUUCGGAACUGGAUCUACAAAUUUAUUUGGAAACACACCAAGUGUCUUUGGUCAAGCUGCGACGUCAUCAUCUGGUAGUUUGUUUGGCAACAACAAUACUCUUUUCGGUAAUACUUCAACCGGUUUUGGCUCUACAUCUCAGGGGACUGGUCUGUUUUCCGCAAGCAAGCCGUUAAUAGGAUCUAAUACAGGAUUUGGAACAACAGGUGGUUUCGGCAGUGCAACAUCAACAGGUGGAGGCUUAUUUGGAGCCACAUCCAAACCAGGAUUUACAUUUAGUACAGGGACUACAGGUUUUGGUGCUACAUCAAACACAGGACUUUUUGGAGGUACAUCUGGAGGUUUGUUUGGAAAUAAGUCUACUGGUUUUGGUACAACAGGGUUUGGAACUUCCACUGGUACCACGGGAAGCUUAUUUGGCGGCUCCACUUUAGGUGGUGGAACCACUGGUUUCACAGGUUUUGGAAGUACCCAAAAUACAGGCCUUGGUGGAUCAAGUUUAGGGGGCCUGUCCAAUGUUGACCAGAAUACAUUAGCAGCCAUACGACAGCAGCAGAUGAUGCAACAACAAUUAAAAGCAAUAGCAAACACGCCUUUCGGUGAUUCACCUCUUUUUCGCAACUUAGCAGCAACAGGGGACAAAAAGGAUGCCAGUAAGAAUCAUGGGCUGUUUUCAGUUGGCGUUGCUAAUAAAGAACCAAUGAAUGCAUCACAAUAUAAGGUAUUUUCAAGGCCUGCAGCAAAAGUAAAACUCCACCCUGUUUCAUCACCAUCUCUUGGAAAGUCUCGCUUGUUUGAUGGUUUGGAAGAUGAAGGAGAUUUUAGUCCGCAUCCACUUAAUCCACGCAGAAGUGUGAAAAAACUUGUCAUCAAAAACAAACCUUUUCCAGAAGUGGAUUCUUCAUACGAAGAAGGUCAGCUGAAAUUGAGAUCAUUCAAUGAUGCAGACGAUGAUUUAAUUGCUCCCUCUCCAGAGGUUAUCAAAACCAAAAAUAUUAAUGAAACCGGUGGAAGUCAAAUGUCAACAGAUGGAACAAAACAAUCCACAAUGUUUGAUAACACUAUUACAGAAUUGAACGCAGCUGAAAAGACCCCAAUAUUUAAAAAGCAGGCUAAAAACUAUGUUUUGACGCCACUCUCCGAUUCGGUUGAAGAGGCAGUAGAAGGCAGAAAUGAUAAAACUGAAGUUGAUGAUGAAUAUAAAGUUCCGAAGUCUGGAAUCAUUUUAAGAAGAGCUGAAUAUUAUACUAAGCCACCACUUGAUUCUUUGGAUGAUCAAGUUCGCGAUGAUCAAUGUUUAGUCAGAGAUUUCACAGUUGGUAGAGAAGGCUAUGGCGAAGUCAAAUUUUUGGGAGUCACAAAUGUUUAUAAUUUGGAUCUAGACAAAAUCGUGUUUUUUCAACGUAGAGAGGUUGAGGUCUAUCCAGAUAAUUAUGAAAAUAAACCCCAAGUCAGUGAAGAAUUAAAUAAACCCGCUGAAAUCACAUUGUUGAAAGUUUGGCCAAAUGAUAAAAGUUCGCACACACCAGUUAAGACACCAGAGAGGUUAAAAGCUUCAGGUUUUAUUGAUCGCCUGGAAGAAAAAACUUUAGCAAUGGAUGCUGUAUUUGUGGAUUACCGUCCCCAAGAAGGGGCUUGGGUUUUUAAGGUCAAUCAUUUUACACGCUAUGGAAUUCAAGAGCAGUAUAUUGGAGAGGGGGUUAAUGUAGAGCGUCGAAAGAAAAUAUUGCGUGAGAAGAUUGUUGAAGAUAACACAAAUUUUGUCGACUUUCAGAAGGAUGACGAGGAUAUAGUCGUUCUCACAAAAGAUGAAGUGAAAAUGAAGUUGAAACAAAAAAUUGCUCAAAUCCAAAGUACCCGAAAAGCUGCAGAAAUGGAAAAUCAACUUGAAAAUUCUGAUAGUGAUAUUGUGGAUGAUGAUGAUGAUGAUGGGGAAGAUGAGAAUGAUGAGGAGGGGGAUGAUGAGAUUUUAACAGAGCCAGAAAAUAAGGAAAAUAUUAUGGACGUGGCUGAAGAAGACUUUAUGCCUUUGUCUCAUCAACUGGGAAGGAUAGCGCAUGUACAACCAUUUCAUCUACAGGGAAUGAAAACGUCUAUUUUAUAUGAUGAUGAAGAUGAAGAAAACAGGCCGACUCCAAAAACCAUGCUUAGAAGCAAAAGCUUGUUUUCCAAUAAAUCGAUAUUUAACAGUUCUUACAUCGAAAACAAGCAAACUACGUUUACCAAGCUGGACACCUCCAAAAGCACUUCCCUUGCUCAAGAUACAUUGAACAAUUCAGUUUUUCUUAACGUUACUUCAGAGAAGUUGACUAACGUUGGUAAUUCUGCAAAAAUACAGAAAAAAUCUCACUUGUUUAAAUCUGGAUUGUCGUUGCAAAAUUCUUUUGCUCAAGAAGAAACAAAAUCAAUGCCAGAUGUUGAGCGGCCCGUUGAGAAUAACAUGUUCAUAAAAUGCAGGACAUAUAGUUUGGUAUCUCAUGAAAAGUCUUUACUAUUUGGUAGAGCUUCAAUGCUUGCAGAUUCUGGCUUAGUUCAUGGUCGUGAGUUUAAUAUUGGCUGGACAAAUAAACUAACAUUUCUUCACAGUGGAGAAAAAUUGGGUUUAACUACAGAUGGAACACGAAAACAUUUUAAUAUAUUUCAAAGUAAUUUUACGCAAUCAAACUCCUCUUUUGGUUUAACAGAUAACAAUGUAUAUAUGGAAGCUUUUCAGUCACCAACCAACGAAGGAUUGAAUCAAUAUAUUGAAAACUGUCUAUCUGCGGCUUUAAAACAUACACAAUUUGAAGAAAGAGAGGACUCCCCUCUUGGUCUGCUGAAAAUAAAAUCUCCUACGUCAGUUAUUGCAGAAUAUGCAGAGAUAGCGAAAGGAUUCAAGCAAGGAACAGUUGGGAGGAAUUCUCAUGAAUUAACGUUGCAAUCUUGUGUUUGGGAUUUGGUAUCAGCUUUGUGGGGUCAACAAGAAACAGAUGAGACAGGUUCAAUGUAUGAAGUUCAUUCUUCACGUAAGCUUGCAUUAUCUAAGUGGUUGGCGACUGCCGUAGAAAAUGACGUAAGGGCUGAGAUUGAGGCGAACAAAACUAAAGAUGAUGGUCACUUAGCUGUGAUUUUCAACUUGCUGUCAGGGAACCAAGUUCAAGCGGCGUGCGAAGUAGCUCGAGAAAAUAAAGAAAUGCGUUUAUCUUUUUUGCUGGCGCAAAUUACGGGUGAUCACCAUUUGAAACAAUAUAUUCGCAAUCAGCUGAGCCAAUGGGAAGAAAGAAACAUCGAUGAAUUUAUUAGCGGUGAUCGGCUGAAAUUGUACGUGCUAUUAUCUGGCAUGAUGGUUUGGAAGUCCACAACACAUCAUAUCAAUUUAUGUGAUAACGUCAAAUGGAAAAGAAGUUUAGGACUUCAUUUAUGGUACUACUGUUCUUCCACUGCUACCAUAUUGGAUGCUUUCACAGAAUAUCAAAAUUCUUUUAAGGGAACAGACACGUAUGAAGCUUAUGCAGUUUUUCCAUCGCCAGACUAUUCUUCUGAUGCUGCUGCUGAUGAUAGGACAAAAGAUUUAUGUUACCAUUUGUUGGCCUUGUAUUGUAAACGUUCGCAUUCAUUGGAGAACAUGUUGACGCCAAAAACAUAUACUUCUAACCAGCUAGAUUAUCAUUUGAGUUGGCACCUGCACCAAGUUUUAGAUGAGCUUGGUUAUAAUCAUAUGACUGAAGAGAGGCACAGUUUCCUGCAAUGUGAAUAUGCUUCUCAACUAGAAAACAUUGGCUUGUGGCAUUGGGCUAUCUUUGUUUUGAUGCAUUUACAAGAUGACGUCAGGCGGGAAUACAGUGUUAAGGAUAUUUUAAAUCGAAACUGUCAAUCAAACGAUGACGAGGAAGCUGAAUUUAAUCUGUCUAAAGAAGAGGAAAUGAUCGUUGAUCAAUUUAAAGUUCCAGUGCAAUGGUUACAUGAAGCUAAGGCGUUACAUUGUAAGUACACAAAGCGAUAUUAUGAAGAAACAGUGCAUCUGAUCAGAGCUGCACAAUGGGACAAAGCACAUGUUGUUCUCCUUAAUCAUCUUGCUGCAGAUUCCAUCAUAGAAGAGGAAUAUGAAACGCUAAAGAAAUUACUGCAAGAUCUCAAUUUACCUGAGCGAUGUUGCACGAUCAAAAAUUGGAGGAUUGGCGGCCAAGUAUUUUUGGAUUACAUAAUGUUGAAUGAAAAAUUGGAAGAUAUACGAGAGAACAAAAACACAAUGACGUCAUACCACUUAGAAGAUAUGGAGGCAGAGAUCGCCUCCCUUAUUAAUCGCAUCAGUCUAAUGAAAGUAAAAAAUUCUCGUGAAAAACUUUGCCAAUCGGAGAUGGCUAGAACUUGUUCAAACAUGUUAAAAAUAGUUUUCUCCUUGCUGAAGGAAGAAAUGGUAGACGAAGAACAUCCGAAAUGGUCAUCUGUCAAAGUUGUACCGUACGUCGUCGAUUUACCGCUACCUCCAGACUACUAUUUGAAAGAACUUCGGGAAUUGUUAGCAAAUUUUGCUGAUGAAAUUGAAAAUCCUUCUUAAUCUGUUGCUGGCUAACUAAGUAAAAUCAUGUAACGUGAAUUAUUCAGAAAAAUUAAAUUCCAAUCAUAGGGAUGUAAACGGGAUGUAAAAAUAAUAAAGUUAGUGAUGAUUUUGCGUGAACACGAGGACGGCAGGAAAGAUUGUUUACCGUGUUUAAACUUUGACUCUAUUUUUACGGCGACUUCAUAAGAAACAGUUAUGCAAUAAAGUUUCAAGUAUUUUGCUAUCACUAGAUGUUUUUAAAUGUGUAUUAAAAUUUGUGCUGGCACAUUGGCUGAGUGAUCAAGUUUUUAUAAACCAUAAUUCUGUCUGCGUGUAAUCUACCUUCGUCGUGAAGAAAUUCUAAGCUGUGUUUAUCACUCACCAAUGUUUCAACGAAUCUUUUGUAGUUGUUUUCGUAUGUAAACGCAUCAAAUACAGAA
Hydractinia symbiolongicarpus is the source of this 5886-nucleotide messenger RNA. RefSeq names its product nuclear pore complex protein Nup98-Nup96-like. The record is from RefSeq and is a predicted model, not a curated record. The transcript is spliced from 37 exons. Bases 80 to 5464 code for a protein of 1794 amino acids. Lineage: Eukaryota; Metazoa; Cnidaria; Hydrozoa; Anthoathecata; Hydractiniidae. Gene Ontology annotation, cellular component: nuclear pore; nuclear pore cytoplasmic filaments. Gene Ontology annotation, biological process: RNA export from nucleus; post-transcriptional tethering of RNA polymerase II gene DNA at nuclear periphery; protein import into nucleus. Gene Ontology annotation, molecular function: structural constituent of nuclear pore.